Molecule: messenger RNA, 1605 nt
Organism: Macrosteles quadrilineatus (aster leafhopper)
Lineage: Eukaryota; Metazoa; Arthropoda; Insecta; Hemiptera; Cicadellidae
Product: jerky protein homolog-like
Exons: 1
Coding region: 1-1605 (534 amino acids)
Cellular component (GO): nucleus
Molecular function (GO): DNA binding
Source: RefSeq, a predicted model, not a curated record
AUGAGUUGUGAGAAACGUAAGAAGUUGUUUGUGUCAGUUGAAGAGAAACUCCGUGCUAUCAAGCGUAUUGAUGCUGGUGAAACGGCGAAAAAGGUUGCCUUCGAGCUAGGAGUUGGGACAAGUACCGUUUCAGACUGGAGAAAAAAUCGGGAACAAAUUGAAAAAUGGUGCACCUCUCAACCUAGUGUAAGCGCAAGUAAGGUGAGAAAAACAAUGCGUACCGGUAAACAUAACGAAGUUGAAGAGGCGUUAUUUUUGUGGCACGAACAUUUAAGAGGUAAAGGUGUUCCUGUUAAUGGCCCCAUGCUCCAAGAAAAAGCUAAGUUUUUCAAACGUGAAAUUGAGGGGGAUGAUGGAAAAUUCGCUGCCAGUGACGGAUGGUUAGAUCGCUGGAAAAAGCGAUAUGGAGUUCGGCAAUUGUCCGUAAGUGGGGAAGCUUUAUCUGGGAACAAAGACGCUGUCCCAGAAUUUAAGACUUUCCUUCAUAAUCUCCUUGACGAAGAAGGAAUUACCGGCGAUCAGUUGUACAACUGUGAUGAAACUGGCUUGAACUAUAAAAUGUUGCCCACUAAAACGCUUGCCUCAAAAAAAGAAGCUGCUGCACCGGGGUACAAAAAAAGCAAGGAAAGAGUCACGGUGUUAGCUUGCUGCAAUGUCACUGGCAACCACAAGCUCAGGUUAACUCUGAUUGGAAAAUCAAAGAAGCCUAGGGCCUUCAAGAAUUUGAAGAAAGACGAAGUGUUGCCAUUAUGGUACACUAACCAGCAAAAGGCUUGGAUGAAUUCGGCUAUUUUUAAGACUUGGUUUUUUAAUGAAUUUGUUCCAAGUGUAGAAAAACAUCUAGCAGCUAACAACCUGCCGAGAAAAGCAAUUCUGUUGUUAGAUAAUGCUUCAACUCACCCCAUUGCUAACGAGUUAAAGGACGAGGACAUUAAAGCGGUUUUUUUGCCACCAAAUGUCACUGCCCUUUGUCAGCCAAUGGACCAAGGAGUACUUCAAGCACUUAAGUUGAAAUACCGCCACCGACUUCUUUCUCACAUCAUAUCGGCAAUAGACCUUGAUGAAGAUUAUAUCACUGCAUUAAAGAAAAUUGAUGUCUUGGAUGUAAUUAGGUGGGUGGCUGAAGGAUGGGAAGAAAUCCCGCCCAUGACGAUUGUUUCAUCGUGGAAAGCUCUGUUAGACCACGAGGGCAACAAAUUCACGGAGAUUGACGGCGGGGAAUUUAAACACGACGAGAACCAUGUGGAAACAGAAAAUGUUGUCUCACUGUUGGAGAAAAUUCCUGGAUGUGACGAAGUUAAUGAAAGUGAUGUACUAGAGUGGAUGAACAAUGACGACGAAGAUGAAAUCACCGACGACGACUUCAUAAGAAUGGUGUCAAAUGACGACGAAGUGGUGGACGAAGAGGACCUACCUGAGCCCAAGCCAACCAUUCCACACUCGGAAGGGUUCAAGAUGCUGGACGGAGCCCUGGAGUACGUCAGUCGUCUAGAUGGCGUGUCUGCUGCCGACAUAAUGUGCUUACGGAAGCUGAGGGACAUGGCGGCAAAACAACGAGCCAAGACGGUAAAGCAGGCCACGAUAAAAGACUUUUUCAAAACAUAA